GCUCCGCGACAAGUGCGCAUUCGAGUUUGAAACAGCGCGCGAAGCAGAUCGCUUUGCGGUUACGGUCGUGCGUUUUACAGAGAACUUGAGACUUGUGUGUUUUCGUGAGCUUAAGUGAUGUCGAAGGAUAGCCCGAGGCUGAGUCGGCUGGGGGUGCUGGCCCCCGCCGCGCUAUCUGCCUGCAUGGACGCUUCGGUGCUGGCCGUUCCCGCCGCUGGUGCUAUCGUCUCCACCGUGCUGAAAGAACUGAGCAAGGCUUUCAUGCUUAAAAAAUGGUACCAUGGAAUCAUGUCUGCGAAAGAAGCGGAGCAUUUGAUGAUGGAGAAAGGCAGGAACGGGUCGUUCUUAGUGCGCGAGUCACAAACGCACCCCGGCGAGUACGUGCUCUCGGUGCGUGUACGCGGACGCGUCAGUCACGUCAUGAUCAGGAAACAGCAGCAUAACAAAUACGACGUGGGCAGCGGCGAGCAGUUUGACGACUUAGUAGGGUUGAUCGAACAUUUUCGGUCGUACCCUAUGAUAGAGACGUCUGGGGACGUACUCCGCCUGUUACAACCAGUCAGCGGAACACGUCUUCGAACGGACGACAUUCACAACAAAGUUCAGGAUAUGAGGUAUAAUCAAGACACUCACCACAAUACAGGAUUUGACGGAGAGUUUCACUCACUUAAAACGAUGGAGGACCUACAUAUUUUCACGACAGAGGAGGGCUUGAAGCCGCAGAAUGUGAACAAAAAUCGAUAUCGCAAUAUAUUGCCAUUUGAUCAGACCCGCGUAAAAUUACGCAGGAACGACGAUAAGACUCAAUCAGAUUACAUAAAUGCAAGUUACAUUCGCACCUCCCAACUGGUCGAACCAACCGGCUCAGUUCAGUCAUCAAAUGAAAGCAUCAACAGCGUUAAUUCCUUAAUCCUCAGACAUGAUGCCAAAAAGGCAGCUCCAUUGGUCACAAAGUCCUUAUCGGACGAUGCUCUAAGAGAUGUCAAGAGGUAUAUCAAAAUGGACAAAACGGGUAGCAAUAUAUGUCGAAAUAUAAUGAAAGACAAGAUAUAUAUAGCCACUCAGGGCUGUCUUACCAACACGACAGAUGAUUUCUGGCGCAUGUUGUGGCAAGAGGACGUGAGGGUGGUGGUGAUGAUCACCAUUGAAGUUGAAAAGGGAAAGAGAAAAUGCGAGCGUUACUGGCCCGAGUCUGGCCAAGAGGAGACAUAUGAUGAGUUGACAGUGAAGUCCAUGUCUGAGACGUGCUAUGAGGACUAUAUCGUCAGGGAGUUCGAUGUCAACGAUAACAACACUUGCCGAACAAUGUACCAGUACCAGUACACGAGCUGGCCCGAUCACGGCACGCCAGUUGACACAGAUGGAGUCUUGGCGUUUGUAGAAGACAUAAACAGGCGCAUGUAUAGGAUCUCCCAGGAGAAAGAUGGCCCGGAACAGAAUGUUCUGUGCGUGCACUGCUCAGCGGGCGUUGGCAGAACUGGUACUUUCAUAGUCCUGGAUAUGCUGAUUGACAAGAUAAAACUAUCAAGAUUUAAUUGUGAAAUAGACGUGUACGACACGGUAAAGUUGGUGCGGGCGCAGCGCAGUGGGAUGGUCCAGAACAAGGCGCAGUACAGAUUCCUUUACCUGGCUGUACAGAAUUAUAUCGAUAACAAUAACAUUAAAUUAAAAAAGAAGGUGUAUACUUCCGAAGCUUAAGUGGAAAAUACUGGUGAACCAAAGUGUAUAAUUAUUUAUUAUUGAGAUACUUCGUGUAUUCAGUGUACAACACUAAAAUGUGAUCACAAAUUAGAAUUAAGUAUUAUUAGUGUAAUAUUCAAACCGAGGUAAAUAGUACUAUGACAGAACUUACGGGAUUAAAGCGAGACAAAACAUGUGUAUGGUCAGGAAAGAGAGACAAUUGUUAGUUUUUAUCUGUAAAUAAUGUAGUAUUGCAUUUUGAUAAAUAGUAUUGCCAUAUAAAAAUAUAAAACGUUAUUUCACAGACUGUAAAAAGGGAGCCAUGGUCACCAAUGUUUUGAUCUUGGUAGCUAGCACCAAAUGAUAACAUAAAUUUUAAGAAUAUUAUCUAGAUAUAUAUAUAUAUAUAUAUAUAUA
Vanessa atalanta (red admiral) is the source of this 2097-nucleotide messenger RNA. RefSeq names its product tyrosine-protein phosphatase corkscrew-like. Lineage: Eukaryota; Metazoa; Arthropoda; Insecta; Lepidoptera; Nymphalidae. Bases 118 to 1698 code for a protein of 526 amino acids. Gene Ontology annotation, biological process: protein dephosphorylation. Gene Ontology annotation, molecular function: protein tyrosine phosphatase activity. The record is from RefSeq and is a predicted model, not a curated record. The transcript has 12 exons.